AUGUUUGACUACGUCAAACUCUUUGUAGGAGCAAAUAAAGCAUCGCCACAGCCAAUGGCGUCUCCGGCGUUCCUUGAAAGGGGCCAUGCAGUGGUGGGCGGUCACCUCUUCUCCCCGAGGCCACCAAAGCGGGUUCUGGCGGACUCGCUGAUGCAGGAAUCGCGAAUUCUGCCAUGUGAUAGAGAUGUCAACUUUGGAAGUCCGUUCAUGCGGAAAGUCAAAGAUGGUGAAAAUGCCCUCACACCAGCUGUGUUGCUUGUCAUUAAAGCUGCUUACCUCGGGUGCUUUUGUGUCAAUCUCCCAAAACUGGGCCCUGGGGAAUCAGGCUAUCCCGAGGUUAUGCUGCACCACGUGACCAAAAUGAUACGUCGAUGUGGUGCCAACACCUGCACCCAGUUACUGCAGCGUGCAAUGCAGUUAGACGAGGAAGGGCGUUUCUUUAUUGCUCUGCUUUUCAAAGCGUCUUUUGUGGAAACCGACAGCGUUAUUUCUUCGUGUAUGCUGACCUCAGAGAGUUUUUACGGACAACCGGACACAACUUCAGAGGCAGAGUUUGCGUCAAUAGACGACCCGAGGAAAGUCGAUGGUGGAAACACAAAGGCUGAGGCGCUGGAAGCGACUUCCGUCGGCGACUUGCCAGCUCCAAAGCUCCGGAAACGGGACGUCAAUUGGGGCGACAGGAGUUCCAUCAGACUUUCAAUUGAAGUUCCCAAAUCAGUAGCUGAUGCAUUCUCUCCCAAGGUUCUUGAGGAGGUGAACGAUUCGCGGUAUUUUAAAAUUUGUUUCGGUACUGAAUUUUCCGACGAAGAAGAGGAGAAUAGAUCACUGGACGAUGUCAGCACUACCAAGAAAGGGUUAGAAAUCAAUCUAACCUGCUCCAUGACAAGUGUAUCGACAAAGAAGAUCGGUGUUAUCGAGUCUGAAGACGGGAUGCUGUCGAUGGAGGCUCUUCAAAAGCUCUCCCUUCCUCAGAUCCAAAUAAUUGUCAACGACUUGCUCAAUCAAAUAAGUGAAAAAAACCUCCAACUUAUGAAGCAAUUGCCUCUACGUGACGACCUUAUCCUUGAAAAGGAGGAGAAGCAAGCCUAUUUGGAUAGGUGUUCUGCAAAAAACCGUUCACGCAGUUAUCGACCCUCUCAGAACCAUUACGCUUCGCCCAUUGGUCCAAAAAACACCGCUACGACAAGUGCAUUCAACCCCAACCCUGAAUACCGGUAUCCAUACAACUCUCCACCCCAGCGACUAUCUUCGGACAGACACGACAGUUGUGCACCCCCUGCGCCGAAAACCGACACCCAAACCACCUCCUCGGUGGGAACGCGCCUGAAGACCUGCAUCAGCCAAUUCUUCAGUGGUCGUCGUCGUCAACGCCAGCCCCAGUCCUUGUCUUUUGAAAGCGCUAAUCUAAAGUCAAAGUCAUUUUAA
Molecule: messenger RNA, 1425 nt
Organism: Mesocestoides corti
Lineage: Eukaryota; Metazoa; Platyhelminthes; Cestoda; Cyclophyllidea; Mesocestoididae
Source: the annotation of a GenBank genome assembly